This is a messenger RNA of Dunckerocampus dactyliophorus (ringed pipefish), 2081 nucleotides long. RefSeq names its product leucine rich repeat containing 3Ca (gene lrrc3ca). NCBI's taxonomy places the organism in Eukaryota, Metazoa, Chordata, Actinopteri, Syngnathiformes, Syngnathidae. Gene Ontology annotation, cellular component: plasma membrane. The record is from RefSeq and is a predicted model, not a curated record. Gene Ontology annotation, molecular function: protein binding. The transcript has 2 exons. The coding region runs from base 353 to 1135 and encodes 260 amino acids.
UUCAGCUCCUAAACACGAAAGUCAUUAGCAUAAAUUAGCAAAACCUACCAGGGAGGAUCCAUUAAGGCUGUGUCCACAUUGGUAGCACCCAUGUUGUUGGUUGUGCCCUCUCAGAGAGAGCGCACUGGCGCCAGCUGAUAUGCUGCCUCCCCUGGUUGCGUGGAAACUAAAAAAAAAAAAAAGGCGAGCCGUGAACUGUGCUGUGGAAGCAUCUCAAGCGGCGCAUCGUGGCUCUCCGAACCGAAACCUGCACAAGUUUGACAUACAGAUGUGCUGGAGUGAGAAAGCGCUGCUAACGCUCAUCAGUUACCAGGGAGAUUGAUGCAUUCCCAGAGCAUGCCCAUGUCACAACAUGUCCAUCCUGGUCGACUAUGUGGUAAUGUGUCUGCUGCUGCACAGCCUUGUGCUAAUGACCUUCUGCUUUAACAACGCCGCCACCAGUUGCUCCAAACGCUGCUACUGCUCAGAGAGUGAAGGCGGCGGCGGCAAGACGGUGCGCUGCAGCAAUCAGCAGCUCACCGAGAUCCCGCAGGACAUCCCCAAUGACACACGACGAGUCUACCUGGACUUUAACCUCCUCACUUCAGUCCCGGCCAACGCUUUUAUUGGUUUGUCCCACCUGGUGGAACUGGAUCUGUCACACAAUGACAUAAGCCAGCUGGAGCCUGGAGCAUUUAGAGGUUUGGGCUCUUCGUUGCAAUUCCUUGACCUUUCUGCCAAUAAGUUAGUCCAUUUUAAUCCGGAUUCCUUCGAAGGCUUGCGGGCUCGUGCCAAUUUAACAAACAAUCCCUGGCAUUGUGACUGCAACCUGCAGAUGGCCAUGCCCCACGUGGACCUGGAGCCUGUGUCACUGACCGGUAUCGUGUGCCAGACUUCAGAUCCAGAGGAAAUGAACGUUCAGGGACUGGCCUUCCUCUUGGAGCCGGAUGUUGACCUAUGCGUGGUGAUGAAGAGGACUACAGAUGUGGCCAUGCUGGUGGUCAUGUUCGGUUGGUUCACAAUGGUCAUCUCCUACCUGGUCUACUAUGUCAGGGCCAACCAGGAGGACGCCCGCAGACAUCUGGAGUAUCUCAAGUCGUUGCCCAGCAGGCAAGCAAAGUCGGAGGAGUCUUCCACCAUAAGUACUGUUGUAUAAGCUACCAGUUUUGUACAACAAAAACCACGUAGGUGGGCUACAUACCAGAAAAACUGUCUUUCUUCUGACUGAUGUGUUUUUUUUAUUCCAGUUUCUCUUCCGUACUUUGUGAUUCCUGACAAAACUUCACCACUUAAAUAGCAUCUCAAGUACAAGCAGGCACUGCAAUUUCGCUCAGCAGAAUUGAGCCAAUAAAAGUAUGGCAAAUGUCAAGUCACACCCACAAGGCUGCGUGAAGGACAAACACCGUGCAGGAACAGGACUCAUGUUACUUUAAAAAGAGAAAAUUACUUUUAAAAGUCCCUUGUUUAUCGCGGUUAAUUGGUUCAUUUCAGACUAGACCGCGAUAGGUGAAUUUCUGCAAAGUAGGAUUCGAUAUUAAUAAAUGGAAUAUUUUCAUAGUUAUGGCAUAGAAAAUCUGUUUACGGUUUUCUAAAUACGGUUUUUAACAUUAUUAGAGUGCCCGCGAGACAUGAAAAAUCACCCAUAUAGUCACCUUUACAUUUGUAUCACCAAAUAUAGUAGAUAUAUAUAAUCAGAGAAAAGACAUAUUAGACAUAAAUAAGGUAACAUGGACUCACACCCUAGCAGUUCCUUUUUCUGGACAGCAUGGUGGCUAUUGUCUCAUCAUUGUAUUGUAAUGGCGGCUUUAAAUGGCUUUACACUCCUAUUACCCAAUACAGUAGUUAUAAUGAGAGUUAAUAAGCCAUUUAAGACAUAAAUAAAACUGCUGUUCGUGUGUCACAGUAAAUGUGUUCCCUAGCGGACCUUAAUGUGUAGAGGACAGGAAGUGACGUCUGAGGCUCAGAGUUGCGUUUUAGCUUGUCGUGGGUUAUGGCCCCAACAGUAGCCCAUGUUAUUAUUAUGAUUAAGAUUAUUAUGUUAUUAUUGUGCCUGUUGUGAGAUCGUUUGAACUUGGAAUAAAUGCCUUUUCUGGUGCUCACGU